AUGAGCAAUGUUGUUCGGAAGAGGGGUGGUCCCAACAGAGGGGGCGGAAGAGGAAGCAAACCCAGAGGAGGUCAAGGAGGAGGUCACAGAGGAGGUCAAGGAGGAGGUCACGGAGGGGGCAAAGGCCAAAGGUCUUCUGGUUUCGCUGCAGAGACUGGAGCGAGAAAAGGGAAUUUUGACUACCUUGAUGAUGACUUUGUCUUGAUGCCAAGAGAGACAUCUGACAGAAACAACAGGACUGGAUCAAAGGGUUCAUCAGGAAGAGGUUCAUCAGGAAGAGGUUCAUCAGGAAGAAGUUCAUCAGGAAGAGGUUCAACGGGAUCAUCAGGGAGAGGAUCCUCAGGCAGCGACAGGCAACAAGGGUGGGGCAGUGAGGGAACCCACCAGGGGCGUGGCAAUGAUGAGUAUCGCGGGCGCGGCAGGGGUGGGCCCAGAGGGCGUGGCAGGGGUGAACCCAGGAAGGUGCAGAUGCAGCAGCUGCGCAUGACAACUGAGAAUCAAGAACUGGUCCGGGACGUCUUGAGGGAACUCCAGGGGAGUGAACCAUCAGAGAUCAGUGAGCAAGGUUAUGAUGAAUUACACAAUCGAAGUGACUUCCGCUUCUGGACUCAAGACAAAAGCAUGGUUUUGGAGGGUGCUACAGGCUUCCAAGCAGAGAAUGAAAAUGAGUCUCAGGAGGAACUUGUCAACAAAUAUGCUCUGCUUAAACUUCUAAAAUACGGCUUUCACCGGGAUCACUGUCUUGCAGCCUUGGAAGAGACAAAUGGCGAUGUUGGCCAGGCACUGGAUCAUCUCCUGCAAGAAUGCUUCCACUUUUCACCAAAGCACAAACACAAACGGAAACGGACCAAGAGCCAAGGGGGAGGGGAGACCGAUGGACAGAUGCAGGAGGCCCUGCAGCAAAGAGAGGAGGAAGCCAUGGCUCUGAGCUCCAUAUACCAGGAGGACUUUGACGAGAGGAUACCCAACCGGGUCUGGGUCAUGAACUUUGACCUGCCCCAUGUCACGGACCACUUUGUGGAGAAGGCCCGCAGCUUACAGAACAGGAAGCAGCAGAUGGUGGACAGGUCUCUAUCCAGCGUCGGUCUCUGCAGGUUCUAUCAGCAGGGCCACUGCCGGUUUGGUUCCAAAUGCAAGUUCUGGCAUAAGAGAGAGGGUCACAGUAAGUCCUACCAGGAGCUCUGCGACAAUGCCGAUGCUCAGGUCUAUCAGCUUGAGAUCAGAUUCCCCGAGGGUAACCUGUAUCCCAUGGAACCUCCUCUCGUGGCCUUCCUCACCUCAAAUCCAGACUUCCCCAUCGGCAAGAGCCUCAACAUCUCCAACUUGUUGUUUGAAGAGGCCAAGGAGAUUGCUGAAAGUGCCUCCCCGGUCGUGUUCUCGCUUGUGUCAGUUCUUGAAGAUGCUCCUCAGAUGAUUAAAACUCUUGAACAGAAGCUGUUGCCACUGAGUCUCGCACCUUCCGCAGCUAAACCGGUUGAGAAGAAACCGGCCUUUAAGCAGGGAGCUGGUCGUGGAAAACCUCAGAAUGCUGCAGCUGACAACUCGACUGGACACAAACCUAGCAAUUCGUGUGCUUUAGCCAAGGGAAAGGACACACCAGUUGGCAGGGAGCAAAGCGAGGACUCUGAUAGCACCGAUGAGGAUGGAGGGAGCUCCUCCUCAGAAAUAGAGUCUGAACCUGCACCAGUGAAAGCUGAGAAAAACCAACCAAUGAGAAGAGACAAGAGAGCCAUUGAGAGGGAAAACAGGACUCUCAAAGAGCAGUUUAGGAAAAAGAAGCAUUCUCAUUCCUACAAGAGCUUCCUGGCUGAUAGGCAAAAGCUACCAGCAUGGAAGGAACAGGGAACCAUCCUGGAAACCCUGGACAGAAACCAAGUAGUGGUUGUAAGCGGAAUGACCGGAUGUGGAAAGACAACCCAAGUGCCCCAGUUCAUCUUGGAUGCCUCUCUCAAGAUCCCCGGCCCCUCGCUGUGCAACAUCAUCUGCACUCAGCCUCGGCGUAUCUCGGCCAUGGCGGUCGCUGAGAGGGUGGCCAAUGAGAGGGCUGUCAAGCUGGGUGGGGUGGUUGGGUACCAGAUCAGACUGGAGAACAAACAGUCUACUUCCACUCGACUUCUGUUCUGCACGACUGGUAUCCUGCUGCGUCGAUUAGAAGGAGAUUUCAAUCUGGACGGUGUCAGUCACGUCAUCGUGGAUGAGGUGCACGAAAGGAGUGAAGAGAGUGAUUUUCUGAUGAUGGUCUUACGAGAUCUUCUGCCCAAGAGGAAGGACCUGAGGGUGUUACUGAUGAGCGCCACUCUCAAUGCAGAACUCUUCUCAUCUUACUUCAACGGCUGCCCGGUCAUUGACAUACCAGGGAGAACAUUCCCAGUUGAGCAGUACUUUCUGGAGGACGCCAUUGAAUGGACAAACUAUAAACUGGAAGAGAAUUCAACCUACUCUCGGCCGAUCAAGCGCAGCAAUGCCGUGCCGUCAGACAGCACCUCUAAACAGUUGAAGAACUACCAAUACGGAGGCGUGGAAGAUGAGAUCGAGGAAGCGUUGGCAUCGACCUCCAUCAAACCAGCCAAGGACAACAUGAGAGAUUGGAAUCUCACCGUCCAACAGCUGGCUGUGAGAUAUUGUGAUUACAGCAAGUCUACCAUAAAGGUCCUAGGUACCAUGGAUGCGGAGAAGAUCAAUAAUGACCUGAUCGAAGAACUGGUGUCCUGGAUUGUCUUUGGGGAUCAUGAGUAUCCGAAGGAUGGAGCCAUUCUUAUCUUUCUCCCCGGACUGGCUGAGAUACUUUCCUGCUAUGAACAGCUUCAAAGUUCUCUCGGUGGACCCAGAGCCAAGAAACAGUUUAAGCUGGUGCCCCUUCACUCGUCCCUCUCCAGCGAGGAGCAAAACUCCGCCUUCCUCAAGCCUAAGGAAGGAGUCACCAAAAUAGUCAUUGCUACCAACAUUGCGGAGACCUCUAUCACCAUUGACGAUAUCGUGUACGUCAUUGAUGCAGGAAAAAUGAAAGAGAAAAGAUACGACUCGUCCAAGGGCAUGGAAAGCCUGGAGACGACCUGGGUGUCUAGAGCCAACGCCUUGCAGCGUAGAGGGAGGGCGGGGCGUGUCACUGAAGGCGUAUGCUUUCAUCUGUACACUGCCAACACAUACCAGCAUCAUCUCAGGGACCAACCGAUCCCAGAGAUUCAGAGAAUCCCUCUGGAGCAGUUGGUUCUCAGAGUCAAGAUCUUGGACCUCUUCAAAGGAAUGUCUGUACGGGAGGUAUUGUCCAACCUCCUAGAACCUCCACCAAUCUCCAACAAUCAAGAUGCCAUCCUCAGACUGCAGAAUCUUGGAGCGCUUGAUAAAGAGGAGGGCUUGACCUCCCUGGGUUAUCACUUAGCCUCCUUACCAGUUGACGUCCGCAUUGGUAAACUCAUGUUGUUUGGCGCCAUCUUUCGCUGCCUGGAUCCAGUGCUUACUAUUGCUGCUAGUCUCAGCUUCAAGUCACCCUUCGUGGCACCAUUUGACAAGCGAGACCAAGCAGACAAGAAGAAGUUGGAGUUCGCCAUCGGCAACAGUGAUCACCUGACAUUGCUGAGAGCUUACAAGGGCUGGACCACGUGCAUAGGGCGAGGAUCUUACAACGGAUACCGGUAUUGCCAUGAAAACUUCCUGUCCUUAAAAACACUCCAGAUGAUUGCAAGCAUGAAGCACCAGUUUGCAGAGCUCCUGUCCAGUAUCGGCUUCAUCAAGGAAGGACUGAGCUCCAAGAUGAUGGACCGAAAGACAGGAGGGAAUGGGGAUGCAGUCCUCAAGAUGUGCGGACCUGAGGGCAAUGCAAACGCAGACAACUCGCGGCUCGUCCUUGCCGUCCUAUGUGCUGCCCUCUAUCCUAACGUGGUACAAGUGAUGACGCCAGAGUCCAAGUACAGCCAGACUAGUGCAGGGGCUGUGCCUAAGGCACCCAGGCCAGAAGAUAUCAGGUUCAAGACGAGAGAUGAUGGCUAUGUGAACGUUCAUCCAUCAUCAGUCAAUUUCCAAGUGCGACACUAUGAGAGCCCCUAUCUGGUGUUUCAUGAAAAGAUCAAGACAUCAAAGGUGUACAUCCGUGACUGCAGUAUGGUGUCUGUGUAUCCGCUACUGCUGUUUGGAGGCUGUGAUCUCUCCAUAAAUAUGGAUAGAGGGCGCUUCAUCAUCUCCCUGGACGAGGGCUGGAUUCGAUUCAAUGUUGCCACUGUCGAGGUGGCCGAGCUGGUGCGGGAGCUGAGACUGGAGCUAGACCAGCUUCUGCAGGACAAGAUCCAACAGCCCAAUAUGGAUUUAUGCACCUGUCCCCGAGGAAGUCGUAUCAUCACAGCCAUCGUGCAGCUCAUUACAACGCAGUGAGCAAGGACAUGACAACUUGGCCCUCUGUGGACCUGUGCACCUGCCUACAAAGGAGUCGCAUCAUCACAGCCAUUGUGCAGCUCAUUACGACGCAGUGAGCAAGGACAUGACAACUUGGUCCUCUGUGGACCUGCCUACAAAAGAGUCGCAUCAUCACAGCCAUCGUGCAGCUCAUUACAACGCAGUGAGCAAGGACAUGACAACUUGGCCCUCUGUGGACCUGUGCACCUGCCUACAAAGGAGUCGCAUCAUCACAGCCAUUGUGCAGCUCAUUACGACGCAGUGAGCAAGGACAUGACAACUUGGUCCUCUGUGGACCUGCCUACAAAAGAGUCGCAUCAUCACAGCCAUCGUGCAGCUCAUUACAACGCAGUGAGCAAGGACCUGACAACUUGGCCCUCUGUGGAUUUGUGCACCUGCCUACAAAGGAGUCGCAUCAUCACAGCCAUCGUGCAGCUCAUUACAACGCAGUGAGCAAGGACAUCACAACUUGGUCCUCUGUGGACCUGUGCACCUGCCUACAAAGGGG
Patiria miniata (bat star) is the source of this 4894-nucleotide messenger RNA. RefSeq names its product putative ATP-dependent RNA helicase DHX57 (gene dhx57). The coding region runs from base 1 to 4365 and encodes 1454 amino acids. Gene Ontology annotation, molecular function: RNA binding; metal ion binding; ATP binding. The record is from RefSeq and is a predicted model, not a curated record. NCBI's taxonomy places the organism in Eukaryota, Metazoa, Echinodermata, Asteroidea, Valvatida, Asterinidae. The transcript has 24 exons. Gene Ontology annotation, cellular component: intracellular anatomical structure.